AUGGCCUCCGACGCGAAAUCCACCGGCUCGACCAAGCUCGACGCUGUCGUCCAGAAUGUCAAGGCUGCCGAGCCUCAGAAACUGAGCGGCCUCGCCCUCUACUCCCGCUUCGCCCUUGCCGGCGCCAUCUGCUGCUCCGUUACUCACGGUGCCCUGACUCCCGUUGAUGUCGUCAAGACCCGUAUCCAGCUUGACCCCGCCACCUACAACCGCGGCAUGAUUGGCGGCUUCCGCCAGGUUGUCCAGAGCGAGGGUGCUGGCGCUCUCCUCACUGGUGCCGGUCCCACCUUCGCCGGUUACUUCCUCCAGGGUGCCCUGAAGUUCGGUGGUUACGAGUUCUUCAAGCAGCAGGCCAUCAACAACCUUGGCUACGAGACUGCUUCCAACAACCGUACCGCUGUUUACCUAGCCUCUUCCGGUGCUGCUGAGUUCUUCGCCGAUAUUGCCCUCUGCCCUCUUGAGGCUACCCGUAUCCGUCUCGUCUCCGAGCCCACCUUUGCCAAGGGUCUUGUUGACGGUAUGGGCAAGAUGCUCAAGACCGAGGGUCUCGGCGCCAUGUACGCUGGAUUUGGACCCAUUUUGUUCAAGCAGAUCCCUUACACCAUGGCCAAGUUCGUCGUCUUCGAGAAGGUCUCUGAGGCCGCUUUCCGCACCUUCCCCAAGGAGAACCUCUCCCCCUCUGCCCAGACUGGUGUCAACCUGGGCUCUGGUCUGAUGGCCGGUUUCGCUGCUGCCCUCAUCUCCCAGCCCGCCGACACCAUGCUGUCCAAGAUCAACAAGACUAAGGGUCUCCCCGGUGAGGGCACUACCUCGCGUCUCAUCAAGAUUGCCAAGGAGCUCGGCAUCAAGGGCUCUUUCACUGGUGUCGGUGCCCGUCUCGUCAUGGUCGGUACCCUGACCGCUGGUCAGUUCGCCAUCUACGGUGAGAUCAAGAAGGCUCUCGGUGCCACCGGCGGCGUUGAGAUCGCCAAAUAA
Cordyceps fumosorosea ARSEF 2679 is the source of this 975-nucleotide messenger RNA. RefSeq names its product mitochondrial phosphate carrier protein. The coding region runs from base 1 to 975 and encodes 324 amino acids. Gene Ontology annotation, molecular function: phosphate transmembrane transporter activity. The transcript is spliced from 3 exons. Gene Ontology annotation, biological process: mitochondrial phosphate ion transmembrane transport. The record is from RefSeq and is a predicted model, not a curated record. Lineage: Eukaryota; Fungi; Ascomycota; Sordariomycetes; Hypocreales; Cordycipitaceae. Gene Ontology annotation, cellular component: mitochondrial inner membrane.